UUCAGACUUCAUUUUGUGACAAUUGUGCCUAUUCAUACAUAUGGUCAUACAUAUGGUCAUACAUACGGAUCGUCGUAGUCCAAGCUUUCAAUCCGUGACCGUCGCUCGGGGCAGCAAAAGGAACAUCCGCAACUAGGUAUACAAGAUACUGGAUCGGAUAUUCCCGCCGUACCUUGGAAAUUAAAUCUUACAACCAGGGAUCCAACGUUGUUAGAAGCCCGUGUUUCUUCUACCUAAUUCCAGAUCCCAGGGGGGGGGGAACGAACCAGGCUGAGGUCUUCGCAAAUUGAGUCCCGUUCGAGAAGUACCACGGACUACCAUUCGCUGGGAUCGAUAAUUCCUCGAUAAUUCCUCGAUAAUUCCUCCACGCUAAUUUCCCGUCCCAUCCCGUCUCUUAAAAUGGAGGCCGAUAUCAGAGCCGCUAUUCCGGAUAUCGAUCCCGUUGUCUCCGAAUAUUCGGUAGGCUAUCUUAGACAUGCAUCCACCGCGUGGGUCGGCGACGAGGAAUCCUCUGGCCUGUCUCCGCUAGCCGAGGCCGCUGCUGCUGUCACUGAGCUCCUUUUGUCUGCCUCCGGUGAUUCGGCUGGGUCCAACCAGGACAAGAUUCGAUCCAUAGUCUCCAAGUGGGUUGACAAGUACGAGGAAGUCAACAGCAGCAAUGGUGAGAGACGGGGUCCGUCCGCCGUGAAGCGGCUAGACCAGGCCAUCCAGGUCGGUGCUCAGCGAAAUAUGUCCUCGACUCUAGCUGUGGCUACCGGGAGUGUCGAUCUUGAAUCUGCCAACGCUCGUAAGGUAGAGUCUAAGGUUGACCGGAAGAAGCUUGAGAAGGCAGAGCGCAAAAUCGCCGCCAAGCAGAGCAAGAAGCAGUUCAAGACGGUUGAGUAUGAAGCAUCUAAACUGAUCAACCAAGCCGAGGAUGCUCAGAGCUAUGAGGAGUUCUACAUGGCUGUCAACCCCUUACAACUUGGCUCUGGCAGCGGCGCCGGCAAAACGAAAGAUAUCAAAAUUGAAAAUAUUGAUGUCGGCAUUGGUGGUACCCGUAUCUUGGCGGAUACGGACUUAACAUUGGCAUACGGGCACCGCUACGGUUUAGUUGGUCACAACGGUGUUGGUAAAUCUACGCUGCUCAGAGCGCUCUCAAGACGAGAGUUACCAGUGCCUACGCAUAUUUCUAUUCUCCACGUCGAACAAGAGAUCUCCGGUGAUGACACAUCCGCUUUACAGGCCGUCUUGGAUGCCGACGUUUGGCGGAAGGUGUUACUCAAAGAGCAAACAGAGAUAACAGCUCGUCUUGCCGAAAUCGAGUCACAGCGAUCGUCUAUGGCAGAUACUGCCGUAGAUGCUGCAAAGCUGGACCUUGACCGAGAAGCGCUUGACCAGAAGUUGGGAGAAAUCCAGGCCAAGUUGGCCGAAAUGGAGUCAGACAAGGCAGAGUCCAGAGCUGCUAGUAUUCUAGCCGGUCUGGGAUUCUCCGCCGAGCGCCAGCAGUUCGCAACCAAGACGUUCUCCGGUGGUUGGCGUAUGCGUCUAGCCCUUGCCAGAGCCCUUUUCUGCGAGCCUGAUCUAUUACUGCUCGACGAACCGUCCAACAUGUUGGACGUCCCCUCGAUUACUUUCCUUUCCAACUAUCUACUCACAUAUCCGAGCACCGUCUUGGUAGUCAGUCACGACAGGGCUUUCCUAAACGAAGUCGCGACAGAUAUUAUACACCAGCACUCGAUGAGGCUGGAUUACUACAGAGGAGCUAACUUCGAAUCCUUCUACGCCACCCGAGAGGAGCGUAAGAAGACCGCAAAGCGAGAGUACGAAAACAACGUGGCGCAGCGCGCCCAUCUGCAGGCCUUCAUCGACAAGUUCCGGUACAACGCUGGCAAGGCUGCCGAAGCACAGUCGCGUAUCAAGAAGCUGGAGCGUAUGCCUAUUCUCGAACCGCCAGAGACAGAAUACAGUGUCAAGUUCCGGUUCCCAGAGGUGGAGAAGCUUUCGCCGCCAAUCGUGCAAAUGUCAGGGGUCACAUUCGGGUACAGCGAAGACAAUAUCCUACUACGUAACGUGGACUUGGACGUGCAACUGGACUCACGUAUCGGUAUUGUUGGGCCUAACGGUGCAGGUAAAACCACCAUCCUAAAAUUACUUAUUGGCAAGUUAUCGGCAACCAAGGGUCUCAUCCAGCAGAACUCGCGCCUGCGCAUCGGUUUCUUCGCACAGCACCACGUGGACGCGCUCGACCUCACCGUGAGCGCCGUCAGCUUCAUGUCUAAAGAAUACCCUGGCCGUACGGACGAGGAGUACCGCCGGACACUCGGCGCAUUCGGCAUUACGGGCACAACCGGUCUGCAAAAGAUGGCCGUAUUAUCUGGAGGUCAGAAGUCGAGGGUUGCGUUCGCGUGUCUGGCCCUCACGCAGCCGCACAUUCUUGUUCUUGACGAACCAUCUAACCAUCUUGAUAUCGAGGCCAUGGACGCCUUGUCCGAGGCGCUGCGCGAGUUCCAAGGAGGCGUGCUCAUGGUUUCUCACGACGUGACGAUGUUGCAGACGGUGUGCACGAGCUUGUGGGUUUGUGAAAAUGGGACGGUUUGGAAGUUCCCUGGAGAUGUACAGGCGUACAAGAAGAGGAUUGCGGCGCAGGCGGAUGCGGCUGGUGUGGUUAAGGCGCAUUAGGGGGUUGUUGAAUAGGAUAAAAGGGGGUGUGUAAGGGGUAUAGGUUAGGUAGAUGGGUAUAUAUGAAUGAGAUAUGAUGAGAUGUUAAAAUACCGAUUGUGUGCUUAGCUAUUGGUAUCCCAUGUGUUAUUGAUUCCGAGACGGACACGGUGUAAUCCGUCUACCUUCAGCUUCAGGUAUCAAUAGUCUUCUACAACUACAUAAGAGAUAGUAAUUAUACCCAU
Molecule: messenger RNA, 2885 nt
Organism: Daldinia decipiens
Lineage: Eukaryota; Fungi; Ascomycota; Sordariomycetes; Xylariales; Hypoxylaceae
Product: P-loop containing nucleoside triphosphate hydrolase protein
Exons: 3
Coding region: 400-2661 (753 amino acids)
Molecular function (GO): ATP hydrolysis activity; ATP binding
Source: RefSeq, a predicted model, not a curated record